This is a messenger RNA of Peronospora matthiolae, 489 nucleotides long. The record is from the annotation of a GenBank genome assembly. NCBI's taxonomy places the organism in Eukaryota, Oomycota, Peronosporomycetes, Peronosporales, Peronosporaceae.
AUGCAGUCAGAUCGUCACGAAGAAAACGAGUCGAACGUUCCUUCUCAAGUUGCGCGAACGCAAACGCGGCACGAUCGUCCGAAAGAUUUUGCGUUAAGGAAUUGUAUUUAUUCCUCACAAGAUCCUCAAGCCCACAACGCCGAGAUUGUUCUUGAGCCAGGUCAUCUUGCAACUGUUCCGUUAGACGGUUCAGCUCUUGAACGUCAACUUGAUCCGACCCUCGAGUCGGAUCAGGUGUUCCCACCGCCACCACAUCCUUUAGUGGACUCAGGCGGUGGUCAACGAUUUCUGGUGGAGCCGUGGGACAGCUUGGAGCCUCGUGCCCAUCUGAUUGUUGAUGUACUUGGUCUCGUCGAGCAGUACGACGAGAUUCACCCGCUGAGUUUGAAGAAGGGCCGUCGGAAAACGACCUCCCCCGAACGCGAGUACAGGGAUUGCAAAGUGUCGAUCCCUUCGGACAUCUCGAAAGAGAUGCGCGCCUUUCAGUAG